This is a messenger RNA of Naumovozyma castellii, 642 nucleotides long. It is a transcript of the gene VLD1, whose product is annotated as Vld1p. Lineage: Eukaryota; Fungi; Ascomycota; Saccharomycetes; Saccharomycetales; Saccharomycetaceae. The record is from RefSeq and is a predicted model, not a curated record. The transcript has a single exon. Bases 1 to 642 code for a protein of 213 amino acids.
AUGGUAAAAUCUGGCACUAGAAUAUUUUCCAACCAACUAGAAUUCGUUUGUUAUGCAACAAUUUGCCUCAGAUUCAUUAAGGACAAUUCAAGUAUGCUAGCUCUAACAUCUACUAUCCUCCUACAGCUAAUCAAAUUCGUAGAUGAACUGUUAGUGAAUCGCCAAAUAUACGCUCGUGAUGUAUAUCAUGUCAGCUCUGAAGAGAACGAUGAUAAUAUAGUGAAUGAAGUACUUAAACCUAUAGUCUUAAAAAUCGUUUUUUAUUUUCAAAUCAUAUUAGUCUUUCAAAUUGCAUAUGGCAGUAUCUAUCAUUGGAACAUGGAUAUACAGGCAGAUGUCUGCAACUACAAUGGUGGGUAUAUAUUUCUAAAUGUCAUCGGCGAAUUUGAAUGUCAAAAGCAGAGAAAAUACACUAUAUGGGUAUUGGACAUUGUUAUUUUAUUGCUCCAACUAGUUCACAUAACAAAUUGUUUGGUCAGAAAUGUUGGACGUACUCCAUUAAUAUUUUCAGAGCUCCAAUUUGGAAAAUAUGGUUUCUUAACUGUGCUUCUCUUUCAUAGAACCUUUCCUGUUAAUGAAGACGGUUUGCUAUCGACAAGGGCACAGGGUAACGACGACCAAUACGGAUCCAUUGCGGUAUGA